Molecule: messenger RNA, 4224 nt
Organism: Poecilia reticulata (guppy)
Lineage: Eukaryota; Metazoa; Chordata; Actinopteri; Cyprinodontiformes; Poeciliidae
Gene: hspa12b
Product: heat shock protein 12B
Source: RefSeq, a predicted model, not a curated record
CGUAUGUGCUGUCAUAGCCCUCCCACUCCUGUGACUAGUUCAUGUGUGUGUUUGUGUGUGUCACCACUUUUUCUUCUGACAUUCAUUUGCAAAGCAGAGAGACGGAGCGCUUUGCUGGAGCUGCAAAAGCCAAAUCGCAAUUCCACCGAGAGAAAAGAAACGUCUUCCUGCAGCUUUGUGCCAAUUCUUUUAACAUCCAGUUUCGGAGAUUCUGCAUGCAAAACAUUUGGGAGAACUCCAAAGUUUAGGAAAACGUCUUACAGCCCAGCAGAAGAUCUACAGAAAAAAGAACGAAGGACUCGAAGUGACGCUGGCUCCUGUGAAAAUGGCUGAGGAGGUCCAGCUGGAUUCAACUCUGCAGAUUCCUGGUGGGAGUUUAUCCAUUCCAUCUUCGCCAGCCACAGCCAGGAACGACUGCAGCAUCGCGCCGCUCACGCCCUCGCCUUCACCGAGGGUGGAGGUCCGACCCAGGAUGGCUUGUCCUUUCUCUGUCGUCGUCGCCAUAGACUUUGGGACGACCUCCAGCGGCUACGCUUUCAGCUUCACACAGGACUCCGAAGCCAUACAUAUGAUGAAACGCUGGGAGGGCGGCGACCCCGGAGUGGCCAAUCAGAAGAGCCCGACAUGUUUGCUGCUGACUCCUGAUUUGCGGUUCCACAGUUUUGGGUUUGCAGCGCGGGAUUUCUACCAUGACUUAGACCCGGAGGAGGCCCAGCACUGGCUCUACUUUGACAAAUUUAAAAUGAAAAUCCACAGCACCAGUGACCUGACGAUGGAGACGGAGCUGGAGGCUGUUAACGGUCGAAAGGUCCGGGCCAUCGAGGUGUUUGCACACGCCCUGCGCUUCUUCAGAGAACAUGCCCUGAAGGAGGUGAAGGACCAGUCGUCUUCGGUGCUGGAAGGAGAGGAGAUCAGAUGGGUGAUCACCGUCCCAGCUGUUUGGAGACAACCGGCCAAGCAGUUCAUGAGAGAGGCGGCGUACCUGGCUGGACUGGUGCCUCCCGACUGUCCUGAGCAGCUCCUCAUCGCCCUGGAGCCCGAGGCCGCCUCCAUCUACUGCCGGAAACUCCGGCUGCACCAGGUGAUCGACCUGAGCCUGCAGCCAAUCACAAACGGCCUGGACCUGGACGGGACUCGGCCCUUCGACUCCAGCUUCAGACAAGCGAGGGAGCAGCUGAGGCGAUCCAGACACAGCAGGACCUUCCUGGUGGAGAGUGGAACCGGGGAGCUGUGGUCCGAGCUGCAGACCGGUGACAGGUACGUGGUUGCAGACUGCGGAGGAGGAACGGUGGACCUGACGGUUCAUCAGAUUGAGCAGCCGCAGGGAACACUGAAAGAGCUCUACAAAGCCUCAGGCGGUCCGUACGGCGCGGUCGGGGUCGACCUGGCCUUCGAAGCCAUGUUGUGCCAGAUCUUCGGCAAGGACUUCAUUCAGAGCUUUAAAGCCAAGCGGCCGGCGGCCUGGGUGGACCUCAUGAUUGCGUUCGAAGCCAGGAAACGAACCGCGUCGCCAGGAAGAGCAAACGCCCUGAAUAUCUCCCUGCCCUUCUCUUUCAUCGACUUCUACAAGAGACACAAAGGGCAGAGUGUGGAGGCCGCCCUGAGGAGGAGCAACAUGAACAUUGUGAAGUGGUCGUCUCAGGGAAUGCUGCGGCUGACCCAGGAAGCAAUGAAUGAACUCUUCCAGCCCACCAUCAGCAACAUAGUCAGACAUAUAGAGGAGUUGAUGGGGAAGCCGGAAGUGCGCUGCGUGCGCUUCCUGUUCCUGGUUGGUGGUUUUGCAGAGUCGCCGAUGUUGCAGAAAGCCGUCCAGAAGGCACUGGGAAGGACCUGCCGGAUCAUCAUCCCCCAUGAUGUCGGCCUCACCAUCCUGAAGGGUGCCGUUCUCUUCGGACUGGAUCCCACUGUGGUCAGAGUGCGACGUUGCCCUGUGACCUACGGGGUCGGCGUCCUGAACCGGUUCGUUGAGGGACGGCACCCUCGGGAUAAACUCCUCAUCAAAGAUGGCCGCGAGUGGUGCACGGACAUCUUCGACCGCUUCGUCUCCAUCGACCAGUCUGUGGCGCUGGGAGAGGUCGUUCGACGAAGCUACACGCCCGCUCGGGUGGGCCAGCGGAAGAUCAUCAUCAACAUCUAUUGCAGCGCCACAGAUGACGUCACCUACAUCUCCGACCCCGGCGUCCGGAAGUGCGGGACAAUUACCUUAGACUUACCGGAACCAUUGGUGCCACCUGGUGCCGUGGGAGGAGCAGAAGCAGGAGCGGUGGUGGCAGGCCCAGAAAGGAGAGAGAUCAGAGCCACCAUGCAGUUUGGAGAUACGGAGAUCAAAGUCACCGCUAUUGACGUCAUGUCUAACAGGUCCGUCCGGGCUUCCAUAGACUUCCUGUCCAACUGAGGUGGAGUAGCUUGAAGAGACUUGAAAACAACCAAAACUGAUUUAAUUCAGACAUUAUGGAUCUUGAUCUUCAAUCAACAUUAAAUAUUUUCUCAAACUCUCCCUGAGUUUAUCCAUCCAGCCCUCCAGAGAAGAUUUGAUUGCUGUGCAUUUUUUGCAUAGAAACUCUACAAAGAAACAAAAACACUCUUUGACACAAGAUGCUGGAACAAACUUACCCUUCAGUAUAAGGAUUUCAAGCUAAGACUGAAUUACCUAAAGACCUCAUAAAGUAUACUACCUAGAGUGAGAAUCACUCUUGUUUAUUUUAUCCUAAUAUGAUACUCAAUACCUCAUUUAAAUUGAAUCAUGAAACCUGUUUGGACUCGUAUUGUUUCUCUAACAAGGUAGUGCUCCAUCUAGUGGUAAGAUGACAUAACUACAAGCUGGAAAAGAACAGUAAGGAUUGUGGCAUUAUAACAUUUUGAAUCUUUUACAGUGUCAUAUGAGUGCUACUGUGUUGAACAUAUUUACUCAGACUUGAUUUGUUUAAACCGAAUGUAAGCAGUAAAAAAAAAAGUCUUAAAACGUUUCCAUGUUUUGCAACAUAAUAAGAAAGUUUUACCAUUGGACAUCCCUUGAACGUUGGUCUGCUAACGUUUGCAAAAUGUCAGAAUGAAACACGAUGGACGAACGUUGGCUGGAGGCCGAACUUUUACUGAGCGUCCGCAGACAACGUUCUACGUCACGGAGACGUUCAGACAACGUCAGAGAUACAAAAAUGGCAAUUUUGUAUUAAAAAAAACAGUGAUCACUAUAAGGGUUUAAAAGAAACAAAAAAUUAUUUAAAAAAUCACAGCAAAAAAAAAAUUAAUUAAAAAUCUAAGUUUGGCUAACGUCCGAACAUUCGACAUUGAACGUUAGCUUCUUUAGCUAGGUCAUUGGGUCAAAAACAAAGCUUAAAUGUAAGAUGACUAAGCUGUUUCUUGUAGUUGAUGACCAGGUUUUCAUAUAUAUCAAAAGGGAUUUUAGGCCAUUUCUCGGUGCAGAAACUCUUUCGCUCAUGUUUUCUGUAGGUUUGGGAUAUGUAGCCUGGCUUAGCCUGUCCAUGACAAAAACGAUUCUUUUUUUAGCCACUAUGCUGGAAAAGCCAUUCAUUUUCAGAAAAUGGCAAUUCUUUGAGCUUAAACUCCAGUUAAAGAUUAAUCAGUUACUAAAUUAAAUUUAAAUCAAUUCGUUACAAUCAUUGCGAUUAAUCAUUUUAGCCCAAAUACUGUGAGCAGCUUUCCAAGCCAUGACGUCAUUUUGCAAAUACGUUUAGGCCAAGUAAUCUUGGAGUAUCUGAACUCCUGAAUUUGAAGAGUAAAAUAACUUUAACUCCUACUUUAGGUCAGACAGCAAGGACAGAAAAUGUGUCUUUUUCUGGUGCAUUUAAACAUCUUUCAUUUAUAUGGUUCUGAGGAAGCUUGGGGUCUAAAGGAAAACUUAUUGUGACCAGAACCACCUCAGUCGACUACAUUAAAUAAGGGGAAGACAUCAUUUUAUACCUAAGCAGCUCAUCAUUUAAAAUACUAAUACUACUAAAAUAAUCGUGUAGUGUUUUUAAAACCACUUUGAACAUAAACACCAGGAAUAAGCGUUUGAUUUCAGCUGUGAAUUUAUUGAUAACAAUGGUCCAAUAAAUAGCUUCACAUAGAUGGUUUCAGAACUGCUCAACAUCCUUUCAGUGCUUUUUUCACCCCCCACAUCAAACAACAGCUUUUCUUAUUAACAAAACGAGGCUAAAGGUUACAGACAUCAUCAGGUCACAGAGAAAAGACCAGCCUGUUUCUGUAAAAAAAAAAAAAAAA